Molecule: messenger RNA, 329 nt
Organism: Lactuca virosa
Lineage: Eukaryota; Viridiplantae; Streptophyta; Magnoliopsida; Asterales; Asteraceae
Source: the annotation of a GenBank genome assembly
AUGGUGCAUAGAGAAUGUGAGAAUGCGACAGUCCAGCGUCAGAUACCGGUGGCGGAAGCUUUGCUUUCCGGCGUUAGUUGGUACCUGAUCAUUGUCUCUGUAUGUUCACUUCACAUCAUCUCUUCUUUUCCACGGGAGAAAGUACAAAAAUUGAAAACUUCCUGCCAUGACAAUAUUGUUACAUGGUCGCGUGAUGGCAAUGUAAUUAUUUGGAUUCCAAGAUGGAAAAGCUGAAAGUGCCACCUCAGCCACAUUAACACCAGAGAUGCCUUCCAACUCCUCGUGGAGUUAAUAAUAGAACUUGUAAGAUGAUUGAUUUUGAAUGAGAA